Fusarium keratoplasticum is the source of this 978-nucleotide messenger RNA. RefSeq lists its product as uncharacterized. Lineage: Eukaryota; Fungi; Ascomycota; Sordariomycetes; Hypocreales; Nectriaceae. The record is from RefSeq and is a predicted model, not a curated record. The transcript has a single exon. Bases 1 to 978 code for a protein of 325 amino acids.
AUGCAUCUCGAUCACAAAAUUCCCUGGAACACGGCAGCAUCUCACUUCAGCCUCGUGCCGUCAAACACAGAGGGCCGCUUUGAUCUCGUCGCUCUCGGCCUACCUUCUCAAGCAUCCACUCUUGGCCACUUCAGUCGCGUGGUUUCAGCAACUAUCAAAGAGUUUUCAGAAACUGAGCUUACCAAAGUCCCGUCGACUCCGUCAUCUGCUAAGCUAUUCUCUGAUGACGUGCUUGUCUUUCCGGAGCGGCAUUUUGGUCUUGGCCCGCACGACACCAACUCGGCUCUGCACAACCCGUUGUCAACAUCCCACCAAGAUGUCAAGUAUUGGCAAACACGAGCUGAAGGAGGCACCUUUUGCUCCUCGGACGGCGAUUUGGCUGAUGCAGUCAAGAUGCUUGUUGUGAUAGCAGCCGUUGCCCCGCAGAAACCCCUUCGCACUGAAGCCUUGGCUGCUCUCUUGAGACUUGCUUCGGAAACUCCUGUGUCAAAGUUGCGUAGCGUGCAUUGGGGUCAUGCGUUUGGAGCAGACCUUGUUGCCGGCGUAGCUCUGCAGAUCUACGUGCUCUUGAACUUGACAGAGGCCGUUCAAUGUCGCCAGAAGGAACAGAUCUCCCUCUUGAAGAUUGACCCUCUUAUGGGUUUCCUAAACAGAGAUGCACUACAGGACUAUGACUACCCUGCUCAAAAUAUCCCGCAUCGUGCGUUCUGGAGUUCCAUUGGAGUCUUGAACCUGGGCAGGAGCUCGGCUGUCAGCAAUGAGGGUGACGUCGUUGAUCCACUUGCUCAAGCGGAUGACGAGAUCCACCAGGAGGCGAGGAGCGGGCUGCGGCAGUAUCUGAAGGAUUGCUUUGCCAUAUUGUACGUCUAUGAUGUUGUUCUGAGACAGGUCUGUGGCUCGGACGAAGCAGAGGAAUUCUGGGCCGAGGAAGUUGCCAGCGUAUUCUGGAGGCUUGGAUGUCAAAUGGGGGAUAACUAG